UCUCUCUCUCUCUCUCUGUGACUGAUGCUAAUUUUCUUCUGCAAGUCAAUCCUCACCGUCCGAUCAAUUGCAAUCAUACCAUGAGCGACUCUCAAAGCGUUUCUUCCUCCGAUGAUUCUGGUUCUGUCGCCACCGGUCAACCGAACGUCGGGCGGAGCCGGCUAAGUGCAGCUGGUAGUAAUUCACUGUCUCCGGGUUUGGCUCUAGAGGCUACACGCCAUUGGCGGGAUGUGUUCUGGCUAGGUAUAUUUGUGUUGCAUUUGAUUGUGCUAGGUCUUACUCUUGGGGCACUGGGUUUUAAUAGAUUUAAGGAAGAGGACAGGCUUAACAUUGAUAGGUACACGACUGGAUUUCUUGAGAAUCAAGCGGGAUUAACUGAGAAUUAUUGGCCCUUGUAUGCUGUUGCCUGUGGAGUCGGGUCACUUCUUGGGUGGACUUGGUUGUUGUUGCUUGGUUCAAAAGCGAAUCAGAUGAUGAAGGUUUCUGUGCACAUAUUGACCACUUAUCUCGCUGUUAUUAGUGUGUUGUGCUUUUGGAGUGAGCAGUUCUUCUGGGGUGUUGCGUUUGCUGUUGGUGCUGCUUUGCAGUUCUUGUACGUCAUAUCGGUCGUAGACAGGUAA
Molecule: messenger RNA, 620 nt
Organism: Ilex paraguariensis (yerba mate)
Lineage: Eukaryota; Viridiplantae; Streptophyta; Magnoliopsida; Aquifoliales; Aquifoliaceae
Source: the annotation of a GenBank genome assembly